This is a messenger RNA of Antechinus flavipes (yellow-footed antechinus), 5961 nucleotides long. RefSeq names its product protein phosphatase, Mg2+/Mn2+ dependent 1M (gene PPM1M). Gene Ontology annotation, molecular function: protein serine/threonine phosphatase activity. Bases 873 to 2384 code for a protein of 503 amino acids. The record is from RefSeq and is a predicted model, not a curated record. Gene Ontology annotation, biological process: protein dephosphorylation. NCBI's taxonomy places the organism in Eukaryota, Metazoa, Chordata, Mammalia, Dasyuromorphia, Dasyuridae. The transcript has 10 exons.
CUGCUGCUGCUGCUGCUGCUGCUGAACAACAUUUAAGAUUGGCAAAGUGCUUUCCAAGAUGAUAACGCUUUAGAUCCUCCCCCACAACUCGGAGAAGGCAAAUGUUUUUAUUAUUUAUCUCCAUAUUAUAAAGAUCACACGGCCAUUAAGGGUCUGGGAAGGAUUUGAACUCAGAAUUUCCCUAACUCCACUUCCAAGGCUGUAUCCCCUGCUCCACCUAGCCCUCUUUUCCUAAAGAAUAAGAAGUUUCAAAAAUAGCACAGCACUUUGACAAGGGCAAGGGCAAAUAAGCUCUCUCCAGCAUUCCCCUGAGUUACAACCUUUCCAGGCCAGCGAGCUUCAGACUUCUUGGUGUCGGUCGGGACCCCUUAAACUCUUAAGAAGUGUUAGAAAAGAAAGCGUCUCGGUAUUAUGCUGAAAACAGGGCGCCCAGACUUCCCUCUGAGAAGUGCAGACUUAUUCUAUCGACGGAUGAUUUGUUCGAGAGUAUAUUUAAGAGUUAAGUAGCCCGGCUGGGACUCGAGCCCAGGCGUCUGCUCGGUGGCCCGGGGUUUCUGCCAGCACUGCGUACCCAGCUUCGGGGGUCGCCCGGACAGACCCGCCCAGCAGGAAGGAGAACAUGCCCCAGUCCGGGUUUCUCCUCCCCCAGUCCGGCCAGCCCCACUCUGGUCCCUCCUCCCGGCCCCGCCCCGCCCUUUUCGGCGCCCCAAACUCCAGACUCCGGGCUACGAGGUCCGCCAGCCCGGGCCAAUCGCGAGGAGGGGACUGCUACCGCGAGCAGGGUUUCCGAGAUCCCGGCGGACCCCGGGCCGAGCAGGAGCCACCCAUUCACUCGAGGGAUACCGUCUAUCAGAACUCCGACGAGGCCGUGGAUGAGGGCCCCGCGUGGGCUACCCCCUGCCUCCGCGCCCAUGUCCACGGAAUGGUUCCGGCGCCGCUUCCUGCACCGGGUCCCCUCCUGGGGCCGGGGCCCCUCCGAGGCACUGGGAUGGAGAGCCGGCCUCGAGGACGCUGUCGGGAGCCCGGAGCCCCCAGCUUGUGGCAGAGCCGGGCCGGCCAGUCCGCUUCCCUACCGGCGGCCCAAGUUCCUGCGUGUCGUCGCGCCGGCCCCCCGGCCUCACCCUUACCCAGAUCCUCAGAGCCGGCCCAGGCCGGUGUACUCUCCGGCCCCGGACCGGCCCCUGCCUUGGAACGCGGGCUACGCUGAGGUUAUUAAUGCAGAGAAGUCUGAGUUCAAUGAAGAUCAGGCAGCAUGUGGCCAUCUCUCCAUCAAGCACAGGGAAUUAGGGGAUGAUGAAGACCAGGAGUGGAUGAUCCUGUGCCAGGAGGAGUACGUCACCGGCUGCUACUGGGCGCUGUUUGAUGGUCACGGGGGCCCCGCCGCGGCAGUCAUGGCCUCCAAUAUCUUGCACGGCUGCUUGCGGGCAAAGCUGGAGGACAUAGUGGAGGGUAUCCUGGCCCCCCAACCUCCUAUGCACCUCAGUGGCUGCCGCAUCUGCCCCAGCGACCCCCUCUUUGUGGAGGAGAAAGGGAUCCAGGCACAAGAUCUGGUGAUUGGAGCCAUAGAGAAGGCUUUCCAGGAGUGUGACACAGUGAUUGGGCAGAAGAUGACAGCCACUGGCCAGUCUGGGGGCUGCACAGCUCUGGCCGUCCUCUACCUGGAGGGGAAGCUCUAUGUUGCCAAUGCUGGGGAUAGCAGGGCCAUACUUGUGCAGAGAAAAGGCACGAGAGCUCUGAGCUCUGAAUUUACUCCCGAGACAGAGAGACGGCGAAUCCAGCACUUGGCCUUCACUCAUCCCAGACUUCUGGCUAAUGAGUUUACCCGGCUGGAGUUUCCCCGGCGCUUGAGAAGUGAAGAUUUGGGACAGAAGGUUCUCUUUCGAGACUAUAAUAUGAAUGGCUGGGGCUACAAACAAGUGGAGAAAUCAGACCUCAAAUACCCACUGGUUCAUGGACAGGGCAAGCAGGCUCGUUUGCUGGGUACACUGGCUGUGUCCCGAGGACUGGGAGACCAUCACCUGAAGGUCCUGGACUCAGAUAUCCACAUCAAACCCUUUCUUCUCUCCAUUCCCGAGGUCACUGUAAUAGAUCUAGAACAGCAGGAGCCCGAGGAGGAGGAUGUGAUCAUCAUGGCCACUGAUGGCCUCUGGGACGUCCUGGCUAAUGAACAAGUAGCCCAGCUAACACAUACCUUCCUCCAGAACAACAGACAUGACCCUAACAGGUUCUCAGAGCUGGCCAAAUUGCUGAUCCACAGAACACAGGGCAGAGAGGAAGGCACCUGGCAACAGAGCUCAGUUGGGGAUGUGCUAGUGUCCUAUGAUGACGUCUCUGUGUUUGUGAUUCCUUUGUACCAUAAAAAACAAAAAAGUAGGGAUUCCUGACGCCUUCCACUACUGGCUAAACCCCUCUAGGGGACAAGCAAAAUGAGGACUCCAUCUCUUCUUGAAACCUGGGACAAAGGGGCAACCUAAGGAAAAAUUCAGGAGUGGGCUACCUCAAGAGGAGUGGAGGAGAACCAUUAGUUUUAAGUCCAGCCCAAACCUGUGCCUCAUUUUGUUACAGCAGGCUCAGAACUAAAUGCAUUAUGAACCACAAUGACAUAUCUUGGCUCUUGUUCUCACACAAGCUUUCCCAAGGACCCGGGGACAUCUCUGGAUAAUUUAUUCCAUGAAACAAGUUCAAGAGACUUUUAAGAGACAGUUUACUCUGGAGAAGGAUUCCUGUCAAUAAAAGCCCCUACUUAAGGGUUACAGAGAAGGAGGGCUGAAAGAGCAAGGACUUUAGACUUUUGAUGGGUGGUUCACUUCCCAUUCUUUGUCUCCUCAAAGUUUCUUCCUUCAUUUGUCCAACCUUACUUGAGGAGAGGAUGGAGUUACCUUUUCCUUAAGAAGACAUCAUAAAACUCCAUGAUCCUGGUCAAGAAGUUUCUUUAUGCCUCCAGGAUCUAUUUCCCUGGACCUCCGAUUCAAAACAUUUUAUACAUGGGUAAAGCUCCAGAAUGGUCUUCUCUAUGCUACUUAAAUUAUCAUAUACAUUAAAGCCAGGACUGAAAAUACAAACUUAUUAACUAGCACAAGCCAAUUUGUUUUUUGUCUUUGUAAGGUCAUCUAGCUUUGUCAGAAGCAGUUGCUAUAGAGAUGGAGGUAUAUGUUUGACCCAUGCUUUCUUACCUUAUAAUUUAUAAGCACCAAAAUGCUUAUCUAGAAAUCUCACUUAUUAUAUAAUGUUGGAAAUAAAAGAUUCCUUCCUGAUAAGCUUUUUAAUUCCAUUUUACAGAAGGAGACUCAUUCACUUACCCACCCAUCCACCCACCCCAAUCCAGUGUCUUCCCACCAGAGCUUGAGCCAGAUUGGCAGGAAACAGACUUCCGAGAUAUCCCAAAUUCUAUGAACAAAAAAAGGGAUUAAUUUUACUUAUAGGUGAAGUCCUAUUGUAAAAAUUUAUAAAUAAUUCUAACAGGCUAAAUAUUUUGUCUACCUGGCCAUUAGUGAUUUGGGGUACUACAGGGAACCUUUGAAGUGACAGCUGAAGAGGCCAAAAGUGAAGCAGACAUAAACAUUUGUAGAAUAGCAGUUCCCCAUAGAAUAACAUAUUUGCUGCUGAGAAUGUGCUAAUUAAGGAAAACUUGUCAUCAUCCUUUUGAAAAGGGGGAUGGGGGGGAGAAGAGAAGAAAUAUCAUAAUUUUAAAAUGUUUCCAUUAGAUGGAAAAGCUAGACCUCAGUGAAAAACAGGGAAAAAAAAUACUUCCAUUACAAAAAGCUUACAGGUACAGAGUAUUGCACAUUCAUUCUGUCAGAUUAAAUGUUAACUGGUUUUGCUAAAAUGUUUCUUUUUAAUGUAUUUUAAAAACUUUUUAGAGAAGGUAAAAUUGAGAUGUUUAACUCAACAAAAGAAAAAUUCUUGUAUUCUUAUCUGUGCUAAACUUCUCAUGUCACAUUCUCCAUCAGCGCAUUCUGGGUGCCAGGUAGUAGACAAUGGUAAGUGCCAAUCAAUUAUCACUGUAGUCACUCUCCUGGAGACCAUUCACAUUCCUAGCCAUCUAUAGUCCAAAAUAAUUUGCCUUGGCCUAUCCUGUUCCUUUGUUCAGCUUUGGCCUCCUAUCCUUCUCAGCAUCACAAAGUGUCAAAGAUCAAAAUGCUAGGGAAAUGCAAAUUAUUAGAAGACACUUCCUCCCAACUGUGUCCCAAAUAUCCCCAACUUGAGUUAUUUAAGGCUUAUCUAUCAGCUGCACAGGAGAGAGUAGAUGUAGGUGGUCACCAGUACUGAUUAAGAAUGGGCUAGAAGUCACGAAAAAGGAUUUUUAGGCUCAUAAGAGCUUUGAACAUGAGAAAAAUUGAAGGAUGGAGUGAGUGCUUUGUGCAACUUAUGGAUGUGCUGAUUGGCCUUACAUAGUAACCAUAAAAAUCUAUUCCCAAUAGUAUUAUUAAUACUCUUUCAGUGGGAAGAGCUAACCUUUACUAAAAAAAAAAUAAAUAAAUAAAAUAAUAAAAUUGAUUGGUAGACUUAAUUCUUUACAAAAAGAACUGGUGAGAAUCCUUUUACCUCCACCUCCUAUGCCCAUCCCAACUUCUUUUGGAAACAACAGACUCAGAACUCUGCUUUCCCUAGCCUAUACACCUCUUCCCUUAGGCAAGUGAUUUUCCCUAAAGCUUUAAGACAUCUCCCAAACACCUAUGGCAUGAACUGUGGUCCUCUCCAUCCCCAAAGCAAAUGGAUACCACCUCUAAGACCUAACUAGUUCUCUCUACACUGUACUUUCCAUCUAACCCUCUAAAGCAAGGGAAAACCACAUCUUUUGUUGAACGUACAUUGAGCAAUGGAUAUGGAGGGACCCCUCCCUUGUUACUAAACAAAAGUAAAUAAGUUAUUACUCCAGAACUGUUAACCUUACUCCUUGAUCUCCUACUCCAACCUGGUGGCUUAAAGAUAGUAAGAAUCUAAUGUAUUUUUUUUUAAAAAGCCAACCUGCACUGCCUGAUGUAGACAUAGCCUUAUUUAUGUCCCCUACUUGAAAUGUGUCCCCUUUCUACCUAGCCCUAAAAAGGCUACCUUCCCACCACAUACUGACUUCUACCAUUAAAAAAAAAAAAAACCACUCCUUUCAACAUAGGAGAAACAUAACUUUCUCUUCUUAUUUACCCCUGAAGGAAUGCAAAGAACACAGAUACAAGCAAUAAGUGUGCACAAUAUAAUUAGCACAGAGGCUAUUUACAAACUGAAACCACUGGUUUGGGAAUCACAAUUUCUGAGACAUUAUCAUGCAGAGUGACUUUUGUUCACACCACAUGCGCAAAGACAGACUGGGCUGGAGUACAACAGGGACUAAUACUGGAGAGGUUUCCACUAUAAAGACUGGGAAAAUACAGAGUAGUGGCUCUCGUGAGCUUGCCAGUGAUCAUCUGAGGGAGCCAAUCAAUGGUCUCCAGGUUAGGCAGCAACCGUGCUAGUUUUCCAAAAAAUGUAAAAGGAAAAGAGGGAAAACUUUCUAAUACUUGUGGCAACACUCUCAGGCAGAAAAACAGGCUGUUUCUCAUCUCAAAGGUGAGAGCAUUUCUCCUGUGGCCCAGGCCCAGCUAAAAAAUCAACACCACCAAGAAUCAGGUGAGAACAAGAGAUCAUAAAACUAUUGUACUAAAGCCUGAUGUUACAACGUGUAAGUUUUGUUUUAAAACGAAGGUGCACACACAGAGCUGAAAUGUAAAAUAAGAAAAAGUCAUAUAAAAAGGCUAGACACUAACAAAAAUACAAGCCCAGAAUCAGCUUUGUGGGGUUGGGUGGCUGGAGAAAGGGGUAGGACUAUCUGCAAGUUAUUUACAGGAUUUCUUUUUUUGGGAUUGGGGGGAAGGAAGGCAGAGGAAAGAAAGCAGUGUAAACAAUUUGGACUCAUUCCACAAUACUGGCCCACAUGAAAUAGUUAUUGAUUUCUAAAGUAAAAAAAUAGGCUCCCACCCCCACCCC